CUACGUAGUUUUUAUUGAAGCCUGAAAUCCAAUUUGUGGAGUAAAAUGGGUGAGAAUAAUACUACUUUGGUAUCUCUCUUCCUCAUUGUAAUAAUGCUUAUUUGUUCCUAUCAAGCUUCAGCAUCUUGCAUCAAUCAAGAGAGGGAAUCACUGCUUAGACUGAAAGCAAGUUUUAUUGAUUCUUCUAAUCGGUUGAGUUCUUGGAAAGGAACUGAUUGUUGCAAGUGGGACGGCGUGGUGUGCGAUCAUAUUACAAAUGCCAGCCAUGUCGUCAAGCUUGAUCUUCGAAAUUAUGAGUAUUCCUAUUCCUCUGCUCUGCUUAGCAAAGGUGUAGAUUCUAGUUUGUUUGAGUUGAAAUAUUUGAAUUACUUGGAUUUAAGUGCCAAUUUUUUCAAUUACACUCAAACCCCAAUUCAUUUUGCUGAGCUGUUGGAAUUAACGUAUCUCAAUCUAUCUGUCACUUUCUUCAAUGGAACAAUUCCACGUUCUCUUGGAAAUUUAUCUAAACUGGUUGUCCUUGAUUUCAAUACACAAGGUUAUUUGUAUGGGUCAGACGGCUACUAUUAUCCGGGAGAGUUGAUUGUUGAUGGCCUUGAAUGGGUUUCUAGUCUUUCAUCUUUGGAAUACCUUGACUUGGGUGGUGUGCUCGUUCCAAGUAAAUCAGGUUUAGAUUUGAUGAAAGUGUUCAAUGCUAUGCCUCCUUUAUUGUCAUUAAAAUUGAGUUCUUGUGGUCUUCAAAACACCUACCAUCAUAUUUAUGCUCCUUUAAAUUCUUCAUUUCUCUCCAAAAUUCAACAUCUAGAUUUGUCUUAUAACAUGCUUGAUGGUCCAAUUCCUAGUAUUCUUCAAAAUAUGACUUCAAUGAAAUUCCUAAAUCUUUAUGAUAAUAGAUAUAAUUCUUCAAUCCCAUCUUGGUUAAGUAAUCUUAAGAAUCUUGAUACUUUGAAUCUUGGAUUGAACUUCCUCAGCAGCAUCCAAGGUGGUUUGUCCUCAAUGGUUAGAAACAAUUGCCACCUAAAAAAUGUGGAUUUAUCAUUUAACCAUUUCCUUAAUGAAGAUGUUUUUGGAAGUUUCGAAAAUUUAUCUACAGGUUGUCAAGAAUAUUGUCUAGAAAGGCUUGAUCUAGAACACACCCAACUUGGCUCACACAAAAUUCCAAGUUGGUUAGGAGAAUUAAGAAACUUGAAGCAUCUUAAUCUUGGAAAUAAUUCACUUUAUGGUCCAAUUCCUUCUUCAUUCGGAAAUUUGUCUAAUCUUGAGGAAUUGUUUAUUUCUUAUAAUAUGCUUACUGGAGAAAUUCCAAUAUCUUUUGGAAAAUUAUCAAACUUAAUGAUAUUGGAUCUUAGAGAGAACAAUUUGGAUGGAGCCAUUCCGAAAAGUUUUGGACAACUUACGAAUCUCUUUGGAUUGGAUUUUUCUAAGAAUGACCUCAAAGGUGUUCUUUCAGAAAUUCACUUUGUUAACCUCACUCGUUUGAAAUAUUUAUUUAUGAAUGAAAAUGGGCUUCUAUCUUUUGAAAUGAAUCAUAAUUGGGUUCCUCCUUUCCAAUUGAAGAUUUUUUCGGUAAGCUCGAUUCUGGGCUUUGGUAAAUGUGAAUUUCCUCGAUGGAUUGGAACACAAAAACAAAUGUCAUAUUUAAAUUUGUUCAAUACUAAUGUUAUAGGACCCAUACCAACGUGGUUAAGAUCCAAAAAUUUACAAUUUUUAGAUCUUUCCUAUAAUCAAAUCACUGGAGCACUUCCAAACAGCAUUGAUGAUCAAAUGCCAAAUUUGAUUGCACUAAUCAUUUCCAAUGCUCAUAUCAGUGGUUCCUUGCCACAGUCCCUUUGCAGAUUGAAGAAUCUAUCCUUUCUUAGAGUUUCAAACAAUAGGCUAUCUGGUACAAUUUCUAGUUGUUUGUCAGUUCUAGACUUGGUCAUCUUGGACUUAUCAUCAAACAAUCUCCAAGGAGUAUUUCCAAUUUCAUUCCAAAAUCUUUCAAAUCUUGAAGUAAUGAACUUGGCAAGAAAUCAACUUGAAGGAGAGCCACUCAUGGCCAUGAGAAGUUUCAAAUUUUUGUCUGUUUUGGACCUUGAAGGGAACAAAUUUUGUGGCAAUAUUCCUAAAUGGAUGGGAAGAAGGUUGCACAAUUUGCAAAUUUUGAAUCUUCGAGGCAAUAUGUUCAAUGGCACGAUUCCUUCAACUUUAUGGUUACUUCCUCGAUUACAAAUUUUGAUUCUCGCUGACAACAAAUUAGUGGGAAACAUCCCGCCAAAUGUUGGCAAUUUUAGUGCAAGUCGAGGACCAAUAACAGAUGAUGAUGCUGUGUGCAACCCUGAAAAAGAUCCUUGGGCACUUUGUUACGUAAGUUACAUCACGCAAUUCAUUAAAUCAAGCCCUUUGAACUACUCCUAUUUACAACUCUAUUCAAUGGUGACUAUAGACCUCUCCAAUAACAACUUUCAUGGACAUAUUCCAAGGGAAGUAGUGGUAAUAAAUGGUUUGAUUGGCUUAAAUUUGUCUCAUAAUGAUCUAUCAGGAACCAUUCCUGUGGAGAUUGGAAGAUCGGUAGCAUUAGAAUCCCUUGACCUCUCUUUCAAUCAACUAUUUGGGUCAAUUCCAAAUAGUAUGUCCAGCUUAAAUUCACUAGGCGCAUUGAAUUUAUCCAACAACAAUUUCUCUGGACCAAUUCCUCGAGAAGGACAUUUUUCAACCUUCAAUGAUGCAUCCAGUUAUGAAGGCAAUCCAUAUCUUUGUGGAGAACCACUCUCUAUUAUAUGCCCCAACGAAAAUGCAGGUGAAGGUGCCAUUGAAAUGAAUGAUAAUGUUCAUGAUAAUGAUGGUUAUGAAGAAGAUAAGAUGGAUAAAAUGUGGUUUUGUAUUAUUGUGAUGGUUGGAUUUGCUUUCGGAUUUUGGGUAGUUGUUGGAACUUUAAUAUUGAAGAAAAGUUGGAGACAUGCUUAUUUCCGGUUUGUGGAGGAAACAAAGGAGAGGAUCCAUGUUGCAAUGUUUCUGAAUAUGACAAAGUUAAAACAACGAAGGAGAAGAAACAUGUGGUAGUUUAUGUUAAUGUAAUAGUUUUGUUGGGCUUUGAUAUAUGAAACAUGUAAUAAUUUUGUUGGACUUUGAUAUGUUGAGUCCAUCAAUUGAGACAAAGAAUUGUCUUCUUUCCUUUAUAUGGCAUAGUUCUCUUGUCAAUUGAAAUAAAGAACGUGUUAUUGCCAAAUAA
Cucumis melo (muskmelon) is the source of this 3208-nucleotide messenger RNA. RefSeq names its product receptor-like protein EIX2. Gene Ontology annotation, molecular function: protein binding. Bases 46 to 3039 code for a protein of 997 amino acids. The transcript has a single exon. Lineage: Eukaryota; Viridiplantae; Streptophyta; Magnoliopsida; Cucurbitales; Cucurbitaceae. The record is from RefSeq and is a predicted model, not a curated record.